Protopolystoma xenopodis is the source of this 474-nucleotide messenger RNA. The record is from the annotation of a GenBank genome assembly. Lineage: Eukaryota; Metazoa; Platyhelminthes; Monogenea; Polystomatidea; Polystomatidae.
AUGUACCCACGCAACGAAACACAGUCAAUCUCUCCCGAUCGUGCUCCUAUUUCUGGCCAUUCCAUUGGACGGUCUUCAUCGCAGGAACUCGACCACGAGGUUUCCAGGCUGGAUGGUCUCUUUGAGGCCACUCCCAGGACUCGUAGUCAAGAUUCCAAUUCUGCCCUGAUCGCGGUCUCCGUUGCCGAGGAGGGCGGAGACACUGGCGUCCUCCUCCGCCAACCCUACAGCAGGCAGCUGGCCUCCAGUCCCUACGAAUGUGAGACGUCAGACGGCCAUCGAGCCUUCUUUGCAGUCACCGAGGCGACAAAUGAGGCCGUCAACUCGUGUCUGGCGUUCUCGAGCCCGGGCUCUGCACAGACGAACCGAUCCGGUCUUGGACCGGCUGGUUGCGGUGACAGGCCGAUCGGACGGCCCGAAUGUCGACCCACCGGAUUUGCUUCUGCCACCAGGUACGGUGGCGCGGCCGACUGA